AUGAAUUUCGAAUACACAGCAGAAGAAGAUCUGUCAGCACCGAUCAAUUUCAAAGUCGGCCGAAAAUGGAAAAUCAAAAACAAACUAGAUGCGGGAGGGUUUGGGCAGGUGUACCGUGUCGAGCAUAUGAAACGUAAAGGUGAAUAUGCCGCACUGAAAGCUGAGCCGAACAAUGUUGAAGGAGGAUCCGCCAUUAAACUCGAACUCAAGAUUUUAGAUUUUUUUUUUUGGUUUUCCAACAGCGAUUACGAGCCGCAUCUUUUGACGCUCAUUUGA
Molecule: messenger RNA, 276 nt
Organism: Gongylonema pulchrum
Lineage: Eukaryota; Metazoa; Nematoda; Chromadorea; Rhabditida; Gongylonematidae
Source: the annotation of a GenBank genome assembly